AUGUCAGCAACCGAAACCAUCACCAUACCUGCCCAGACGGCAGUUGUUGGUAGCCACGGCCGUUCCAAAAGUGCCGUUCACGUCAAUGACACAGUCGAACUACAGUCCGUUCGGAGCAACAAUCAGCGAGUCUUGCAGGAUGGCCACAGCGUGCGGGACGAUCUGCCCCCGCCCUCGACCGCCGUUGAGGCUCUGGAAAGAUGGAACUUUCCACGUCGAAACAUGUACGGUAUAUUCGGGACGUAUCUCUCGUUUUUCAUUCUGGGUAUGAACGACGCUACUCCCGGUGCGCUGAUACCAUACCUGGAACGAUACUACGAUCUUACCUACACCGUUGUCUCGUUACUCUUCCUGUCUCCUUGUGUGGGAUAUACUCUUGCAGCAUUGCUCAACAAUUCGGUCCAUCGAAAGUUCGGGCAGCGGGGUGUGGCCUUUAUUGCGGGCUCCUGCCACUUCAUUACCUACUUGACAUUCUCACUUCAUCCUCCUUGGCCGGUGAUGGUUGUCUUCUUCAUCUUCGCUGGCUUUGGCAACGGCUUAGCCGAUGCGGGCUGGUGUGCGUGGACUGGCAACAUGGCAUCGGCAAACAAAGUCCAAGGCUUCCUGCAAUCUUUCUAUUCGCUGGGUGCGACCAUAAGCCCUCUUGUCGCAACGUCGAUGAUCACGCAAGCAAAUCUUCAGUGGUACUCCUGGUACUAUGUCAUGACCGGUGCAGCUGCACUCGAGCUGGUCUUGUGCACCGCUGCCUUCUGGCAUAAGACUGGAACGAGGUAUAGAGCCGAGACGAAGCAAGAGACGGCAGGUAGCACCACCUUGGCCGCGCUCAAGAACACGGUAACACUGCUCUGUGGUGUCUUCUUUCUGGUCUACGUUGGAGCCGAGGUGGCUUUGGGCGGCUGGAUCGUGACAUUCAUGCUUCGAGUCCGCAAUGCGAGUGCCUACGCUUCUGGCAUCAGUGCGACCGGCUUCUGGGCUGGCAUGACGGUGGGUCGAGCCCUUCUUGGCUUCAUCACUGAGCGCUGGGGUGAGCGGCUCUGCAUUACCAUCUAUCUUGCCAUUGCUAUCGGGCUCGAGCUGGUCUUCUGGCUAGUUCCCAAGUUUGUUGUUUCCGCAGUCGCCGUCGCCUUGCUCGGCUUUUUCUUUGGUCCUGUCUUCCCAGGCGGUGUCGUUAUGUGUGCGAAGCUGUUGCCCAAACACAUGCAUGUCAGCGCUCUUGGGGCGGCGACCGCUGUUGCAGGCGUCGGCGGCGCGGGUGUUCCGUUUGCUGUGGGUGCAAUUGCUCAGGAGAAAGGUGUCUGGGUAUUGCAGCCCAUCAUCCUGUCUUUAGUGGUGGUUUUGAUCAUGCUGUGGCUAUCGCUUCCGCGGGUCAAGAAGAGGGACAUCUGA
This is a messenger RNA of Cyphellophora europaea CBS 101466, 1386 nucleotides long. RefSeq lists its product as uncharacterized. The transcript is spliced from 2 exons. Gene Ontology annotation, cellular component: membrane. Bases 1 to 1386 code for a protein of 461 amino acids. Gene Ontology annotation, biological process: transmembrane transport. The record is from RefSeq and is a predicted model, not a curated record. NCBI's taxonomy places the organism in Eukaryota, Fungi, Ascomycota, Eurotiomycetes, Chaetothyriales, Cyphellophoraceae. Gene Ontology annotation, molecular function: transmembrane transporter activity.